CCUCGUAUAGUUUACGGAUGCCUUGUGCUAGGUUCUUAAUCGGAAGGUAGUUAACCUUUGAUAUCAGAUGCGUGUUUAGUAAUUCUGUAUUCACAUUCAUUAAGUCCGAAGGACUUCUAUUAUUAAGUCCGAAGGACUUCUAUUACGACGAUAACUUGAACUUUCAAAUCUCCACUCCCAUUGGCCAAGAGUGUCUCCACUAGGCGCCGAUUGGCCAGAUGUGUGUCUCCACUCAACGAUUGGAUGACAGUGUUGUCGACCUGCCAACGACGCCCUCAUCCUUUCCAUCCCGUCGUUGGACCCUCCAAUCCAACACAGUCAGUCAUGGCUGAUUCUAUCCCUUCGAUGAACGUUUGCAGGAAAUGCAAGCAGGAGAAGCCAGCAGAUCGAUUCAUUUCGAAGACAAAGUCGUCACUCGCAUGUGGAAGACCUACGACCGACUGUCUAGACUGUAGGAAUCGACGAGCCUUAGUCGCCUCUAAGCGUACGGCAGAACAAGCUGAGUUAUCCCCAAUAUUUCGAGAAGGAUUGCCAUUGAUAGACUUGCAACUGGGCACACCAAUCACCACGUCAACACGAACGGACGCGCCGAUUACUCCCCGACCAGGUCCGUCGGCUGCUUCUCAAGAAGGCGUACGACUCGGGACGCCGAUCGAAUCUCCGGUAUCGAGUCUUUCUAUUUACCCGAGGCCAACUCGAGGGGGAAGAAAUCCCCGUCCGCCUGCACAGCUGCAGCAGCCGGCCAUCGAACGCCCAGAACAUCGAGGUUUUGAACUUCCUGACCCGGACUGGGCGCGUGAUCUGUCGCAUUGCCCGUUGUCUGAUAAAGAUAAGGACCUCCUGGAGGCGUUCUGGACGGAGCUGGAAAACGACCGGAUGGAACACUGCGCCCGUUGUCAGGAGACAUGGUUUGACAUGGGCUUGAAAGACGGCGUUUGCAAGCGUUGCAUGGCCAAGGACAAGAACAAAAAGGAGGAUGAACCUCUGUUUUUUUCAGCCGAAAAUCAAUUGGAUUUUGGCUCAGUCCCCGCAUUCCUCCCCCAGUUGACAAGAAUAGAAGAGAUGCUAAUCGCUCGAGUUCAUGUAUUUGUGAACGUCAUGCAGGUCCGGGGCCAGCAAUACAAGUAUCGUGGCCAUAUUGUGCAUUUUCUCCGCGAUGUUGGCAAAGUGUAUCGCCAACUUCCUCUUCUACCCUCUGAAUUAGAUGUUAUCCUGCUACGCCCUCCGAAUGCAAGCGAACAUGCCCACCUUGACCGCCAAUUCAGACGCCAGUUCCGCGUACGCCGUCGCUGUCUCCAGGCGUGGCUGGAUUUCCUGCGCCGUAGCCAUCCGGGCUACCGAGAUAUUGCUGUCUGCCAGAAGCGGAUCUGAUUUAGUACCAGAUCUGCUACCAGAGGAUACAGAGAUGGAAGCACUGCAUUCGCGCAUUCUUGGCGAAGAGCGCGAUGAACCGGUUCCUGUACGACAGCCGACACAACAUCAGCUUGAAAUGCCAGAUAUUCGGAGGACGCCGGUAAACGAGUUCA
Messenger RNA from Fusarium redolens, 1526 nucleotides. RefSeq lists its product as uncharacterized. The coding region runs from base 244 to 1371 and encodes 375 amino acids. The record is from RefSeq and is a predicted model, not a curated record. The transcript is spliced from 4 exons. NCBI's taxonomy places the organism in Eukaryota, Fungi, Ascomycota, Sordariomycetes, Hypocreales, Nectriaceae.